Messenger RNA from Penicillium samsonianum, 3264 nucleotides. RefSeq lists its product as uncharacterized. NCBI's taxonomy places the organism in Eukaryota, Fungi, Ascomycota, Eurotiomycetes, Eurotiales, Aspergillaceae. The record is from RefSeq and is a predicted model, not a curated record. Bases 198 to 2723 code for a protein of 841 amino acids. The transcript is spliced from 2 exons.
CGUUGAUUACACCCCACCAACACUCUGUUCAUCGUUUCUCUUGCUAUUACUCAUAGCCUUUCGCUCUGUGCUAUCACCAAGAGAUCUUUUUUCUUUCACUUUCGACCUUCAUUUCAACCGCUUUCAUGGAACGUCAUUGCUGAACCUUCCAUCACUACCUACGACCCCCAGAGCACAUCUUUACGCGUUUUCUUGCUAUGACAACAGCUCCCUUGAUCGCAUACCCCGUAAUGGAAGUCCCAGCUAUGGGUGAUUCUAUGGAGAUGGCCUCACCCUAUCAAGGACAGGCAGACGAUUUUGACAUCGACAUCGACCUCAUGGAGGACCAUGUCUCCAACAUGGACAGUGAUAUGAUGGGUGCAGAUGAAUUCACAAAUACUUCUCAGCCAAACGAACUCAACAAUGACGCGAUCUACGAUGCCGACAUGGCCGAUGAACCUUCCGAAGGGUCGAUGAUCGACGCUGACAACUAUGCCGAUGAAGACAACGAUAUUGAUGUGCAAUUUGAAGAAGAGUCAUUCGAAGAAGAAAUGAUUGAAACUGAUCAGGCCGAAGAUGUCAAUAUUGCCGCCCCCGUCAUUCAUCUUGAACCUGUGGGCAGCAAUGAAGAGGCUGUCAGCCCCGUUAAGGAGGAUGUCACAGUCACACCUGUGGAACCCCUCGAAGCAGCACCCCAAGGCUCAAGUGGCUCUGUGGAAAUUGCCCCAGUUCAAGACGAUGCUCAGGCUUCCGGAGUUGAGGGCCCAGACACUCAGGCCCAGCUGGGCACGGCUUCUGAUGACCUUGCUGAGGAACCAUCUGAAAACGUCGUCAGUCCCGAAACCGGCGGUCAUAAAGAAAAGGCAGAGCUUGGUGAAGAGGCUAAUGAGAUAUUACAAUCUUCUGUGUCCGAGACUGAGGGAACGCAAGUUCCCAACGAGGACCCGGAGACCAGUCAAAUCAAACAUCCAACCGAAGAUUCCCACGUUGAUGCCGCUGCGCAACCAGAGGCGCAGCCUGUGUCUAAAGGAAAUCACCAGGUUAAAGAUGAGGAUGAAUCUCUCCAACACGUCACAUACAUAGAUGAACCUCUUCAUCCAGUCAAAAUUCUCUACCAGGACAGCGAGAUCGCUCUGUUCCCUCCUCUUGAGGGAGACUUGGCGGAUACAUUCUUUAUUGAAGAUGAAGCAUUGGCUUAUGACAACAUUGGUCAAAUGUUCAAGGCUCUGCGUCAGGUGCUUCAAAGAACCAUGUCAGGCAAUGAGGUCUUGGUCAUUGAUAUUGACACCCUCGGUAUCCAAGUAACAGAGGACUCAUUUCAUACAUCCCAGAUAACAUUGCAUCAAAUCCUAGAUCUUUACCUUAGACUUUGUCGCAACGAUGGUAUUACCGAGCCCGACGCGCUUUACCUUACACUGAGUACCAAGCGUGCGUUCCCGGCCGAAAUUGCAGAUCUCAAUGACGCUGCAAUUGAGGGCAAGAAACUUUCCGAACUUCAUUCCGAACUUCAUUCAUGGGAUGAAUAUGAUGAAGCCGAGGCAGGUUCCUUGGAGGAUCUUGGCGCCCAUGAAGCUGAGGAGCAUGAAGACGAAGUUUACUACACUAAUGAGGCCCAAAAAGAGCUUUCAAUCACGGAAGUGCAAACGGCUCCAGGACCCAAAGAAGAGCAGGCGCUAGAUAGCGAACAGUCUCAGGUCCAGCCCGAAGUUGUCUCUGACGCUCAGCCAGAGAUUUUGGCACAGGAUGGGGAUAAAUCUACCUCUAGUGAGCGGAGUGCCGAGGCUGCAGCUGAGUCUGAAUCUCAUCCAGCCCAGCCCGAGAGCAAAGAUUCAGAUCACUUUGAUGUGUCUCGCCAUCUCGAAAGAGACCAAGAUCAAGAAUACGAUCGUGGCCACGGCGAUACGAACGAAGAGCACUAUGAUUCUGAGGGCCGGCAGAGUGACUCUACUGCCACGGUAGCUGCACUGCCUAGCGCAAGCGAGAUCCAAGAGUAUACCCAGCAUGUCCCUCUGGACGUUGCUGCGGCCCCCGGUACAGAUGAAAACGACGACGAGCACUAUUACGGAGAGGACCCUGAGAACGAUGAUCUGGGAGCCGAGGAAUAUUACGAGGAUGAAGACAUCGGCUCGGUCGACGAUUCAGAGGCUUUCCAAAAAGAUAUCACUGGCAGUGAAAAUGCUGAUGUUGAUGCUCAAGAACCAGCUGAUCAGGUGUCUGUCCUUGAUGAAGAGGACACAGAUGAGUUAGAUGCCCCGCCGACAGAUGAAGUUGUCUCGGAAAUUCUCCUCCGGGAUGAAACCAACCACCCUUCCCAUGACCAGCCGGCACCGCCGCUUGACAGCGGCUUGCAUGACCCCUCUGACAAGAAGGAGCAAACACCAGAGCCUGCAGAUGAUUUACUUGGAAUCACUGUAGACCUGAUGCAGACUCCCCCGAGAGAUACAGAGAAAGAUGCCCUUGAUGACUUCGAGGGCAUAGACUACGACGAGCCAGAGGAUGAGCUCGAUGCUCCUGUUGCAGCUGAUGAUGAGGGUGCCCAUGAUCACGAGUUUGACGAGAACCAUUUUGGCGACUAUGACACCCAUUUCGAAGAAUCGGAGGCUGUAGAGCUGGUCGGAACAGACCCUUCCUUGACAGGCCCCCAAACCAACCAGAACUCGUCUGCCAAACGGUCUCGCGAAGAUGAAGACGACUGGGACCUGGUGGAAACCACUGUUGACACCAAACGUCGCCGCUCUUCGUAAACCACGUUCCCACUCUUUUUUACUCCUGGGGCAUUUUCUACAAUCUCUCAUAUUCAUGUCCGGUGUCCAGCGAGUCUGACCCUUGAUGGCUUGUUUCACGCGACCCGUUACCCUCCGCCAUACUAAUAACCAUACUUGCCAGCAACGACCUCGACCGAUGGACGCAGUGCAGUGUCUCGUUUGACUACUAACAAGAAACAGGUAUGUUCGACCCCUUUCCUCAUCGGGCGCACGCCUUCAACUUCCUUGGGGCAUGCGCUUUCUAUUUUUCCAUCCCACGUCUGGAUCAAACCCCAGGUACCCUCGACACAUUCAAUUGCCCAUCAUCUAUUCUUGCGUUUUCUUCUUAUUUUAUCGUUUGACUCUUCCCCUGCUAUUGCGAUUCAAGAUACCACUGUCGGCCUUUGGCCAAAAUCUUUGUUCGGUGUUGAUGGGUGCCCGUUUGGGCUGCGUGUUUUCCAAUACAUUUCCCUUGGGAUCUGGCGUAUCGGCGCGAUGGGUUAGUCCACGUGUUUGUAGUAUUCUACCAAUGAAUCUUUAC